Molecule: messenger RNA, 1063 nt
Organism: Aethalodelphis obliquidens (Pacific white-sided dolphin)
Lineage: Eukaryota; Metazoa; Chordata; Mammalia; Artiodactyla; Delphinidae
Gene: LY6G5C
Product: lymphocyte antigen 6 family member G5C
Cellular component (GO): external side of plasma membrane
Source: RefSeq, a predicted model, not a curated record
CAAGCCUAUCCCCCUUCCCUCACCUCACAUUCAGUCUAAGUCCAAAUCUGUCCAGUCUUUCUUCUAAAUGCAGCUCAGAUUCGUUCACUUCGCGGCUUCCCUCUCUUCUGCUAGACCAGGCCGCCAUCUUGUGACUGGGCUCAGGAAUAGCUUCCUAAGUGGUUUUUGGCCUCAGAAAUCUUUUACAAACAUAAAUUGAUCUUGUUACUGCUCUAAUGAAACUCCUUGGGUCAGUACUUUCCAUUGCCCAAGUUCUCCCUGGAAGCACUCUGCCCGCGCUCCCCGCCCCUCCCCCUUCAUUGUCCGUUGACUUGUCUCCCGUACUAGAUGGUGUACUCUGUGGGGGUAGUGACUUUGUGCAAUAUUGUAUCCCCAACACCUGAUGCAGUGAUUGAAUGAAUGUCUGUUGAAUUAAUAUGAAAGAAGUUUCCCCUCUCAUUCCCCUGUUGCUGGGUCCUUGUCCCCAUGCCAGUAUGUUAGACCCCAGAAUGGCCGUGGGUGAGGACGCUCUGUCCCUCUGGCUGUUCAGGCACUGAUUUCCACCCCCAAAGGAUGUUGCCUCUCCCCUUCGUCUGCGCCACCUUCUCUUCCACCAAUAUAAGGCCAAACUGGAGGCUGGUGGGCAGUCAUGCAUGUUAUGGCGGGCCCUGCAGGUAGCCGGAGUCUGGGCCCCCCCCAAGCCCUGUACAUGGUCCUCUUAAUAAUGCUGGUCCUGAUGAGCUUGGCGUUUGGUGAGUUUGAGCGUUAUGAUCAAGAACCCCUUCAUCAGAUUCAUUUAAAUAAAUACCUAAGCUGCUAUCGAUGCCUCUUGGAGACCAAGGAGUUGGGAUGCCUUCUGGGAUCUGACAUCUGCCUCGCCCCAAAGGGCAGCAGCUGCAUGACUCUGCUCAUAGAGAACAACAGUGGUUCGGAGAUCGUUGUGAGUGACUGCCGCAGCAAGGAGCAGAUGAGUGAUCGCUCGUACACCCACACUCCUCCAGUGCUGGGCUUCUAGAUAUUCUCUCGAUGCUGCUUCCGGAAUUUCUGCAAUAACCCUCAGAACAGAAUAAAAUAUGGUCCUUAG